This is a messenger RNA of Dreissena polymorpha, 2701 nucleotides long. Its product is annotated as spermatogenesis-defective protein 39 homolog. Bases 58 to 1728 code for a protein of 556 amino acids. Gene Ontology annotation, cellular component: cytoplasm. The transcript has 20 exons. The record is from RefSeq and is a predicted model, not a curated record. NCBI's taxonomy places the organism in Eukaryota, Metazoa, Mollusca, Bivalvia, Myida, Dreissenidae. Gene Ontology annotation, biological process: intracellular protein transport; vacuolar transport.
UGUAACCGUCGUGUCUUUUUCUCACAAACGAUUGGUGCGUCAGGCAAACACAGAAUCAUGGAGAAAUCGGAAGAUGAUUAUUGGGGCGAUUCAAAUACUGUCAAGUACAGUAAAAAGAAGAACAUGUUUGACGAUGAUGUCACAAUUGAAAAAGCAUCAGAGAUGGCUUUGUAUAGGAAAAACCUGGCUAGUGAUGGAGUAGAGGAGGAGGAGGAAGGAAUUGGCUGGAAUGAUGACCCCAGUCCAUCACUUUCUAAUUCAAUAGUAACAUCCGCUGAACCUGCCAAGCCAAGUAGUGAUACAGGCAUCAGAGUUUCUAAAUCAAUUGUGACACCCACUGAACCUGCCAAGCCAAGUAGCGAUUCAGGCAUCAAAGCUUCAGCAAGUGGUGGCAGCAGUUUCCCUCGUAAGACCCUUGACCCUGGACCAGGUGCCCCAACACGAACCCAGUCUUCCCCUAUGACACAUGCAAGAUCACGUAGCGAGGUUAUAGUGGGUAAGGGGACGUUGAGUCUCCCCGAAGUGCCUGCAUUAGCACAUUUCAGUCAGGAUCGUGAGCCAAGCUUGGCUACGAUGAUCAGUCGCAAUCAACCUGCAGUGAAGCCAUCAAUAGGACCUCAGUCAAUAUCACAGAAGGAUGAUCAAAUACGGUAUCUGCAACAGCAGCUAGAUAAUGCCUUGGGUGUAACAAAGCUGAAAGUAGAUGAUACUGUGAAAAGGAUGUUACGUGGUCAACCAUAUUCUUUGGAGGCUUAUAAAGGGAAGGAAGAGAAACUGGAACUUCUUGACAAAGCUAUUGCAACACAUGAUGGCAAUGCUAUCACAGCUGUGGUAGUGUUCCUGAAGCGCACCCUGAAAGAUCAGCUGUUCAACCUGGAGCUGAUGAGACGUCCAGUGGCCGUGGAGCAAUAUCUGGCCUACCUGAGGGCCCACUACAAUACGCAUGAAUAUGAGCACAUGCUGCAGCUUCUUGGAAGAACAGAAGAACAAGCAAUGCUGAAAUACAAGCAUGCAGCCUCGUUAGCUGAUCCCAAUGCCAAGAUUGAUCGACUAACAGCAUGUCAGCAAGCCCAUUUUGCCUGCAGUCCUGGUCUAGAGUCAGAUGGCAGCCUGAUUGUGCAACAGAUCAAUAUGCUGAGACGCCAGCUACCAGUAGAUGCAGCAGAUGAAGAAACGGAGAAGACAGGAAAGGCCCUUGUAUUCCAGCAGCAUCCUCGGGCCACCUCCAUCAUCAACAUGCCUGUGAUCACCACUCUCUACUACUGCUGCGUCUACCAUUACGGGGAAUCUGAGAACCUCCUUGGCAGUCCUGAGGACAUUAGGAAAAAACAUCAGCUUACAGAGAAACAGUUUGUGUGGACGACCUUAAGAGCAAGGGCAAAACUGCACAAGUGGGACGAUGUGGAAACCUUGUUUACAACUAAGAAUUGGCUUGGUAACACAAAGAUGAAAAGUGUGAUUGGAUUUGAGAAAGUGUGUCAAGUUCUGAACCAGCAAGGGACACCGCCAGAUAUACUAAAGAAGUUCUUCAGAAAUAUUGACGAUGUUGACAGGAGGCUGGAGCUUGCUAACAAAUUACAGUGUCAUGAUGCCAUUAUUGAGACCUACCAGCAGCGCGGCAACAGAUCGGCUCUCCAGGCAUACUUCGAUAAACUUAAGCCUCAGUCCCGAGAGUGGUUCCUGGCAGGGGGUGUACUAAAAGAUCAGAACAUUAAAUGGAAGACGUAAGGAAGUGAACCCACAAUGCAUGGUUGAGCUGUGAUAUAAUCUCCAUUCCACAAGACCCUUUUUGUUGCGUUCUGGAAAAAGUGGGCUUAAGACAUUUGCGAAAAGUGUGGUCCCAGAUUAGCCUGUGCAGUCGGCACAAUCAAUUAGCUCAGUGUUCCCAUUUGAUUAAAGAUCUACAAAACCAGAUGCAAUCUUGUUAACCUCGACAGGCUCAAAGGAAUCUGUACACCAACUGUAUCAUCUGAUAACUUUCGACCUUGUUCGUCACAUUUUAAAAAUAAAAUCAGAAUAGCGAGUGAAUGAAGGUAAUAACAGUAAUAGCACACAAAUAUUUUAUACUUAGACAGUUCAGACAGUGUAUUUUUGUUUUUAUUUAUGACGAAGCAUUAGUUGAAAUGUAUAAAGUGCAUUUGUACUGCUAAAAAUGGAAUAAUUCUGUUUGUAGACAUAAGAGGAGUGUAUUGCUUGUUUUGUUUCAACAAUUUUACUUUUCUUCUAACGACUUCUAAGUUCUCCAUCUCAAACUUUCUUCAGAUGAAAUAUUGUUCACUGAUUUGAGUCAUUUGUUGAAUAUUUGAAGAUUACGAUAAGGAUUACAAGUGCAAGAAUCUUUGCAUUAAAGGGACAUUUGUUUUUUAUGGAAUUUUUGUGAAUUGUCUCUCAAAUUGUUCAGGGCCAUGUGUCAUUUAACAGAAACAGAACAACAACACACAUAAGAUAACAAGUCGCAUUCAUAAGGUUUCGUGUUAACUAUAAAAAUCCAAUGUAUAAUGCAUAUUAUGUGCAAUACACUUUUUUACAUUGCUGAUGUUAUUCGCAUAUUUUCGUAUGUAUAAUGUUAAGUUUUUCCAAAGAUCUAUUUAUAAACAUUAUUUAUAGAUCUUUGGUUUUUCAGAUAGUUUAUAGUUUUAAGUGUUAAGAAUCCUGGUAUUAUUUAUUUUGUUGUAAUUCUGGAAUAAAAGUUUUGUAUUUA